AUGCCGCGUGCUUCGUCAAGUAAACAGCGAGGCUUCCCUGCACCCAUGAGGAAACCUAGUCCAGAUAUUCGACUGUUAGUUCCGCCACCCUCGUCAUACAUAUGUCCUGACACUACUUCUCCAUCGGAUGCAAUAAUUUAUGAGACACCAAAGAAGCGCAGAACCAAGCCAGGCUCGAGGAUCAAUCGUAAAAAGACACAGAGGAUUCAGUUUUUGGAAGAUGACUCGGACCUUGAAUUAACUUUGAAGGUCGACGAUCACGGCAAAGAUGUAGAGAGCCCCAACUUGCAAACUGUUGAAUCGGAUUGUAGGUCGCCCGUCAGUUUCAAUGAUGUGGUCCCAGCGACAGUGAGAGAGGGAGAAGGGUGCAUUGGAAAAAAGUAUAUUAAUGAAGAGGCGGGCCUAUCGGUACUAGCAAACCAUUCGGAUACACUGCCAUCCACUAUAGGGGAUCAUCACAGAAUGUAUGACCUUGAAAAUUCAGACGACAUCUCGGUGGCUUUUGGCGAUAUUUUUGCAGAACAAGGCGAUACGUCGGAAGUUCUGGUGACGCCACGGAUGACAGAAGCGCAGGUCGCGCAUCAAGAAUUAUUUGGACGAAAAAGAUUUUUCUCUACGACAAGUCGCAGUCAGCAAGUUCGGCAGAGCCCUGCCCGAUCAAGCAAACCGACAGCAUCGGAAGAGACUCAUAGAUGUUCGCCGUCUGCAGCAGCUGAGGCCUCAUCAGUUGGUUAUAAUGAGGUCUACUGCAACGGCUUGUCAGACGACAACAGCUCUCAGCACGAAGAGAAUUUUCACACAGAUUGUAGACUGUUUCCCAUAGAACCAGAUUGUGUUCCAGAAGAGGUAUCCGGAGGGAUGCUUGCUCCUCCAUUUCACAAGUCUUUUGCUACACAGGGGCGUGGCGAGGACAACACGCACAACAGUGCUAGCCAGUCCGAAUUACCGCAGCAGUCGGCAGUACAAGGCAUUACAUCUCCAAGAUCGUUUGCUGCUAUUAGUGGGACUUCAGCACAUCACCACAGUCUCCUACAAGCCGCGCCAAUUGACCGCCGAUUAGAACCACAUCCAGUAUACUCUUUGGAUACGAUUAAUGACUAUGAUGACCCAUUAGGCGAGCUUGUGAUCGAUCCUAAAUACCUUCCGGAAGGUUAUUUUGAAAAUCAACAGUCCUGUCCACCCAUCUGCUACAAGAGCAACAACGACGAAACAGGACGGGAGAUCUCCACACGCAGGGAGCAUGUAAGAACCCCUGAACAUUUGGCUCGUCAGAACACACCACCCAAUGUACGGCAAGAAAACAUGGAGCACGCGCGGAAGAAACCGCGGAGAGACAGCAAACUAUUUUCUUGUUUGGACAAAAGUAAAGUAUAUGUCACAACCCACUCAAGUGCUGAUCUGGCACUCGGCGGCGACAACAACACUUCCCCGCUUCGUGGAUGUAUCCAGCAGGAGAUCAGCUCCAAAAGAUUUUACGAGCCACUGGUUGCAAAGCAGUCACAGAGGCCAAUUGCUCCUGAGCUUUUCGAUAAACCCAGGCUCAACAGGAAGCACAUCUAUCCUAGUGACCGUCAGUUCGAGACAUCAUCAGUGGUUGGACAUGCGGUGCGACCAAAAAAACAAUUGACUAUCACGACCAAUCAAUUACAGCCAAGUUGUGAACCUAUACAUAUCAACACAAUCAAUAAGCCCAGUACAAGUGGUAAUAGAGAAAAGAUCGUGACUGGACGCGAUGGAAACCGACAAUCCAACCUGACAAAUCAGCAUUUGACAAUGACUGGGACUAAUGGAUUAGGAACGCUUAAGCGGUUGCCAGACGAGACUCACAUGUUGAGUAAGAGGCGUAGAAAGAAGGCCAAAAGGCAACUUAAACGCAGACUCAAUGCUAACACGCGCAGUGUACCAGAGGCUCUGACCACGCACGACCAGCUGCUUUUGACAAUACCUCAAAUAUCUACGCCACCCAACUUGAUAGAGGUGAGGACAACCUCACCUCUUUGUUCUCCGAAGCUAUCCUCCGGUGCGCGAGAUGGCUUAUUACCCCUUGCAUUACCCACAUCAACGUCACAAGUGACUAUUGCAAACUGCGAGAGCCACAAUCACGACGUGUUGUGUCCUUUACCGCUUGAUGGGAAAGGGAAGGGGGCAGCAAAAGGCCCCAAGCAGGGGAGAAGCGUCUUCUCCACCAGCGAGAGCACUGUUCAGCAGCGGUUUGCAGCACCAAGAAGCAGACAUAGCCUAUCAGCAGCAAUCUAUGCAGAGAGAACGGAUGACUCUCAAAGCACUAGGAGUUCGCAACUCGAGCCAUACUUGGUGGAUCGAAGCAAUAUACUCGCCAAGAAGAGAGAUCCGCAGAAUUUAUUGCAACGUAGAGCUACAACCCCGGGGCAUAGCCAUCGAUCGUUGGAUGCGCACCUUGAGAACCCGUCAACCCUCAUGCCAAAUGAAGCUGGCCAGGUGGGCGAGCACCGUCGUCCUCCAAAGGGAGCUUUAGAUCAGCGAAGUCUCCAGAAACCACCCUCCAUGGAAUCUUCUCACAGGCUCACUGGGAUGGCUUGGCGGUUUAGUCGAGACGCUGGCUCAAUGUCAACAUCACAAACCCCUAGCGGCAAUGCGAACGAAGCCAGUAGUUCGCUCCCGGUGCGGCAUGACUCGCAGGAUAUCGGUCGGUAUGCAGCCCUGCGAUCUCCGAAAACAAUAUCAAGGCCAGCUGCAGUAAGGUAUUUGGUUUGUGGCAGCCAGAUCAUCAGCCAAGCACCGCACUGCCAUGAGGGUUUUGAUACGAUCGGCACUGGGGUUUGGAUAUCUCAAAGUCCAGAUACCAGCCUUGUCCUGAAGAAACAUAGGGAGCUUGAGAAUCGUCUGGAGAAGUUAGAGAAGCUUAUCGAAAAGCUAACUUCGGAUUGCUAG
Truncatella angustata is the source of this 2910-nucleotide messenger RNA. RefSeq lists its product as uncharacterized. The transcript has 2 exons. The record is from RefSeq and is a predicted model, not a curated record. Lineage: Eukaryota; Fungi; Ascomycota; Sordariomycetes; Amphisphaeriales; Sporocadaceae. The coding region runs from base 1 to 2910 and encodes 969 amino acids.